AUGAAGUCCUUCACUGUUGUCGCCGCCAUCGCUGGCUUAGCCACCUCCGUCGCUGCCCACGGCCUCGUCAGCUCUCCGACGCCCCGUAAGCCUGGUGCCGGCCUCAAGGCUGCCUGCGGUGACCAGGUGUUCAACACCCAGAACUCCGAUCCGUACGGCAACGUGCAGGGUUCCAUACAGAACCUCCAGGGUAGCCACCCUGACUGCAAGAUUUGGCAGUGCAAAGGUGUUCCGUUCGCCGACAAAACCGAGGUCUUCCAGUACACUGCUGGCCAAAAGAUCGACAUGAAGGUCGAGAUCCAUGCGCCUCACGAUGGUUUGGCCAACGUCUCCGUCGUCUCUACCUCUACCGAUAAGAUUAUCGGCAAGCCUCUCAUCAGUUGGGACAAGUAUGCCUUGACCUCCGUCCCUAUGAGCCAGCAUCCCGAAUGGACCAGCUUCAGCAUCACCAUGCCUGAUGUCAGCAGCGAGUGCUCCAAGGCUGGCGACUGUGUGAUCCAGUGGUGGUGGGAUGCACCAACCAUCAACCAAAGCUACGAGUCUUGCAUCGACUUCACAAUGGGUGGUGGCUCUGGCUCUUCGCCCGCCACUCCCGUCGAAUCUUCCGCCCCUGCCUCCAGCACCACUCCUGAAGCCAGCGCUACUCCCACCCCCAGCCCCGCCGAGCCUACUGCUUCCCCUGCUGCUAGCCCUGAGUCUGGUUCCGGUUCCGGUUCCGGUUCCAACACUGGCUCUGGCUCUGGCUCUGGCUCCAGCGUCCCAAAGACCUUCACCAUCGACACCUUCGUUGAAUGGCUCCGCACCAACGCUGGCUCAAGCGCCGCUCAGAAAGUUCGCCGCAUGAUCGCCGCUCAACGCCCUCACCCUCGUGCUUUCGCCGUCUAA
Messenger RNA from Pyrenophora tritici-repentis Pt-1C-BFP, 885 nucleotides. The record is from RefSeq and is a predicted model, not a curated record. Lineage: Eukaryota; Fungi; Ascomycota; Dothideomycetes; Pleosporales; Pleosporaceae.